Molecule: messenger RNA, 1684 nt
Organism: Cucurbita maxima (winter squash)
Lineage: Eukaryota; Viridiplantae; Streptophyta; Magnoliopsida; Cucurbitales; Cucurbitaceae
Product: sugar carrier protein C-like
Exons: 4
Coding region: 40-1656 (538 amino acids)
Biological process (GO): monosaccharide transmembrane transport
Cellular component (GO): membrane
Molecular function (GO): monosaccharide transmembrane transporter activity
Source: RefSeq, a predicted model, not a curated record
UAUAAAAUUGGGUACUUCAAUCGUAUACUUAGCAUUAAAAUGUCUGCAGCUGGAGGAAUCCUCUCCGGUGAGGUUAUAAAGGAGUAUCCCGGAAAACUUACUCCCUUUGUCUCCGUAACAUGCAUCGUCGCUGCCAUGGGUGGUCUCGCUUUUGGUUAUGAUAUCGGAAUUUCAGGCGGGGUGACAUCCAUGGACUCUUUUCUGGAGAAGUUCUUUAAGGAUGUUUACGAGACAAAGAAUCGGAUUUCAACCAAAAACCAGUACUGCCAAUACGACAGUGCUAGUUUGACGAUGUUCACGUCCUCGCUCUACUUAGCGGCGCUGGUCGCCUCGCUCGUCGCGUCAACUGUGACGCGUAAGUUUGGCCGGAGAUCUUCCAUGCUCUUAGGCGGCGUGUUGUUCUGUGUCGGCGCGAUCGUUAAUAGCUUCGCCACAGCCUUUUGGAUGCUCAUUCUCGGCCGCCUUUUACUUGGCUUUGGUAUCGGAUUUACAAAUCAGUCUUUGCCACUCUAUCUUUCUGAAAUGGCUCCCUAUAGAAACAGAGGCGGUUUGAACUUCUUCUUCCAAUUAUUCAUCACAAUCGGCAUCCUUAUAGCCAAUGUUGUUAACUAUUUCUCUGCCAAGAUUAAGGGUGGGUGGGGAUGGCGAUUGAGUUUAGGGGGAGCCAUAGUCCCAGCUCUGAUUAUCAUCAUUGGCUCAGUCCUCCUUCCGGACACCCCCAAUUCAAUGAUUGAAAGAGGACAGCAUCCCCAUGAGGAAGCCAAGAACAGACUCAGAAGAGUUCGUGGUGUUGAAGAUGUGGAAGAAGAGUUUCAGGAUUUAGUUGCAGCCAGUGAAACCUCAAAACGAGUCAAACAUCAAUGGAGAAACUUGCUGCACAGGAAAUACAGACCCCACCUCUCUAUGGCCCUACUAAUUCCUUUCUUCCAGCAACUCACCGGCAUCAAUGUCAUCCUUUUCUACAGUCCCCUCCUUUUCAACUCUAUCGGCUUUGAAUCGGAUGCUUCUAUGAUGUCCGCCCUAAUCACUGGCACCUGGAAUGUGCUUGCCACUGUUGUUUCGAUUUACGGCAUCGAUAAGUGGGGACGGAGGUACCUUUUUUUCGAGGGAGGCAUUCAAAUGUUGAUUUGUCAGACGAUUAUAGCAGGGGCGAUUGGAGCAAAAUUUGGAGUGAAUGGCAUGGUAGAACAGUUGCCAAAGUGGUACGCAAUUGUAGUUGUGCUUUUCAUAGGCAAUUAUGUUGCAGGUUUCGCUUGGUCUUGGGGGCCUCUGGGUUGGCUUGUUCCCAGUGAGAUCUUGCCAUUGGAAAUACGAUCAGCGGCUCAAAGUGUGAAUGUAUCUGCAAACAUGUUCUUCACAUUUGCAAAUGCGCAAGUUUUCUUGACGAUGCUGUGCCACAUGAAGUUUGGAGUCUUCAUUUUCUUUGGGUUAUGGGUUUGUGUGAUGACCCUUUUCAUCUACUUCUUCCUCCCUGAAACCAAAGGCAUCCCAAUUGAAGAAAUGCCCAAAGUGUGGAAGAGCCAUUGGUAUUGGUCAAGAUUUGUGACUCAUAAUCAUCACCAAAUUGGAGGCCUAGAGAUGGGUGAAGGACGGCAACAAGUAAUUUCAACUGUCACACCAUCAUUGGAUGUGAUUUAUGAGAUUAGAACAUAUUAAUUCCCCAAGAACAACAAUCAAGUUAAUC